AGAAUUGAGCACUUUGCCCAAAUCUACAGUCAGAAAAUUGGCAUAAAAAAGGAAGUUCUUUUGAAAACAUUGUGGGGAGACUAUUACAUAAAUAUGAAGGCCAAGAAGAUCAUGAAGGUGGAUCAGGCGAAAGGAAAGAAGCCGUUAUUCGUGCAGUUAAUCCUGGAGAAUAUAUGGAGUUUGUAUGACGCUGUCUUGAAAAAGGACAAAGAAAAGAUCGAUAAAAUCGUCACCUCCUUGGGGUUGAAGAUCGGGGCCCGGGAGGCGCGGCACUCGGACCCGAAGGUCCAGGUCAGCGCCAUCUGCAGCCAGUGGCUGCCCGUCUCCCAGGCUGUGCUCGCCAUGGUGUGUCAGAGGCUCCCCAGCCCCCUCGACAUCACGCCCGAGCGGGUGGAGAAGCUGAUGUGCUCGGGCUCACAGGCGUUCGACUCGCUUCCACCGGAAACCCAGGCGCUGAAGGCAGCUUUUAUGAAAUGCGGGAGUGACGAGACCGCGCCGGUCAUCAUCUUUGUGUCCAAAAUGUUUGCUGUCGAUGCUAAGGCUUUGCCUCAGAAUAGGCCCAGGCCUCUCACUCAGGAAGAAAUUGUGCAGAGGCGUGAGCAGGCGAGACAGAGGCACGCGGAGAGGCUCGCGGCAGCUCAGGGCCCGGCGCCCGCGGGGCCCACCGCCGACGGGAGCACCCCGGAAACGAGUCCGGAGGGAGAGGAGCCGAAAGGGGGUGAGCCGCAGGUGGGGAGUGUGACCCCUAGGCCCGCGCCGCAGGAAGAAAGCAGCCAGGAGACCAACCAGGAGACGUUCGUGGCGUUUGCGCGCGUGUUCAGCGGCGUGGCCCGCAGAGGGAAGAAAAUCUUUGUCUUGGGGCCCAAGUACAGUCCCGUGGAGUUUCUGCAGCGGGUGCCAUCGGGCUUCUCCGCUCCCCUGGACGAGCUGCCCGCCGUCCCCCACAUGGCGUGCUGCACGCUGGAGCACCUGUACCUCCUGAUGGGGAGGGAGCUGCAGGACCUGGAGGAGGUGCCGCCAGGAAACGUGCUCGACAGAGUCGGGGUUAUCAGAUGCAGAUGACAUGCUGCUGGAGGCGGAAGUGAGCGCAUCGCGUGGCAUUCCGCGGCAGGUCUCGUUGGCGCUUGGAACACGCAGACGUCACUUUUGAACAAGGCUGUUACUCGCUUGGAGGAUUGACGCUGACCCGUCGGCGUGGGGCGGAUUUCUGCGGCCUGCGAAUAGUUCAUUGAGAGUUUAGAAUUCUGUAAUUCCAACCUGAUGUUUGGAAAAGUUGGUGUAGAUGAGCCUGGCCAGACCUCCAUGCCCGGCACACAAUGGCCCCUUGUUCAGUCUCCUCCCGAGAAAGUAAAUGUUUGCCGCAGGCCCGGUUCACACGCGAGGGGAAAUUGAAUUAGGGUUCCAAGUCUGCAGCCCUUUCUUCCUCGCGUCCAGAUCUCUUCCAUAUGGUGAAAUCUUUACAAUUUCAGGGGCGCGCUUUAAGAGGAAAUCUGAUAUUCCCCUUUUUACAGCGUGAGGGAAGCUGUGAGUGCCGCCCAGCCUUUUUCUGAACUGGUUUCAGUUCUGCCAGGGGAGGUCGCUGGGCUGACGGGAAGUCGGUGUGGUUUCAGUGAGCGUGUGUGUGUCUCCUUGUCAGGUGGGGAACUGAGGAGUCAGAAGCCUUUGAAGGGUUUUACUGGCAGAUUUUUAAAA
Myotis lucifugus (little brown bat) is the source of this 1692-nucleotide messenger RNA. Its product is annotated as elongation factor-like GTPase 1. Gene Ontology annotation, biological process: cytosolic ribosome assembly. The record is from RefSeq and is a predicted model, not a curated record. Gene Ontology annotation, cellular component: ribonucleoprotein complex; cytosol. Bases 94 to 1062 code for a protein of 322 amino acids. The transcript has 9 exons. Gene Ontology annotation, molecular function: ribosome binding; GTPase activity. Lineage: Eukaryota; Metazoa; Chordata; Mammalia; Chiroptera; Vespertilionidae.